This is a messenger RNA of Aethina tumida (small hive beetle), 1239 nucleotides long. It is a transcript of the gene CAH3, whose product is annotated as carbonic anhydrase 7. Lineage: Eukaryota; Metazoa; Arthropoda; Insecta; Coleoptera; Nitidulidae. Bases 161 to 1033 code for a protein of 290 amino acids. The transcript is spliced from 5 exons. Gene Ontology annotation, cellular component: cytoplasm. Gene Ontology annotation, molecular function: carbonate dehydratase activity; zinc ion binding. The record is from RefSeq and is a predicted model, not a curated record.
UGCGCAAACUACUCAACCACUUUCGGAAGCGGUCUUUUACUACACUUGAGUCAGAAUACUUCGAACGGUUAACCUACUAGUCGGCGUGUCGCUCGUAUUUGCAGUGUUUACGUUAUUCCGUUUGGCGUUUUAUCUAUCUUCCUAAUCGUUAACGUUGAAAAUGACGGGAACCGUUGUUGCAGGUGCCACAAAAAACGAAUGUCUUUGCCCAGAUGUACCGCAGGAACCAGUGAAGAAUACUGUCGAGGAAGAAGAUGCACACAUCAUCAUUGACAAUUGGCGAUUGGAGAAAUUUCAAUCACCAAUAGAACUUACACAUGGUGACUCAAUUCACCACGAUCACUUCGAACCGUUGGAGUUCCACGGACAUUGGGACGAAGGCGGUGAGGCCACUUUCACCAACAAUGGGUUUACAGCAACGCUGCGGUUCUUUAAUAGGGAAUUGCCGGUUUUGGUGGGUGGACCGUUGCACGAGGACCAGUACGUCUUCGAGCAACUGCAUUUUCAUUGGAGCGAUGACGAUCACAGCGGUUGCGAACACAUCUUCGAAGGGAAAGCUUAUUCAAUGGAAGCACACAUCGUACACUACAACAAAAAGUACGGUAGCUUUGACAAGGCCAAGGACCAGCACGACGGAUUGGCCGUAGUUGCAUUCUUUCUGCAGGCGACCGACGACGACGAACAUCCUUGCUUCAAUAAACUGACCGCGGCCGUGAAAAACAUUGUCAAGAUCAACACCACCACCAACGUGCCUUCGUGCUCUCUCACUUGGAUUAAAGAGGCAGCCCAAUGCAAAGGCUAUUACACUUAUCAAGGAUCUCUCACUACAGAGCCUUAUUUCGAAAGCGUCACUUGGAUUUUAUAUCCUACACCGAUUCAUGUUAACAGGAACCAGGUCCAGGCAUUCAGAAGUCUUAAUUCUACACCAUGUCAGAAACACACAAUUGUUAACAACACAAGACCAAUUCAAACACCACCUGCACAUAAAAAACUAGAUGUUAUUUAUGCUAGGUCACACAGGAAGAGUGAAUAAAUUUGUUUGUAGAUAUAAUUUUGUAUUAUAUAUUUAAUUUUAUAAUUAUAUAUGUAUAUUUUUGAUACAUAGCAAAUGUAGAAAGUAAGAGAGUAUAUUUAUGAAAUUGUCUUGUUUAUCAAAUAUUCGAUAUGUGUAACAGACCUAUUAUUAACACUGUAUUGUAUUUUCUAAUUAUAUAAUCCAUAUAUAACCGAAUAUAAAUA